GGUCGCCGGCCGGUGUGCGGAGGUGGCUGGCAGGGUCGCGGAAACACGUCCUUGCCGGAUCUCCGCUUAGUACAUAUAUACACAAGUAACAAGCAAAGAAGAUCAAUCUAACCUGCAACUACAAGUACAUAUGAAUCUAACCUGCAAGGCUGCAACUGCGUUCGGCCAGUUAAUAGCUAGGAACCUUAUAGAGCCGGAUGAAUGGUACUUGGACCAGACAGUCUGCAAUAUGCAUGACGUUGUUCGCUCAUUUGCUCAAUAUGUGGCAAGAGAUGAAGCAGUGAUAGCUCAGAAAAUUGAAGUUGGCCUAACCAAUAAACUUAAUUCGCAAAAUGUUACUCGGUUAUCACUGGAAUGCAAAGAAUCAGAAUCAAAUGAGCUAGAAUGGAGUUCUCUACAAGGAAAUAGAUCACUGCGAACAUUGAUUUUAGUUGGGAAGAUGAAGAUCAACCCAGGUGAUUCGUUGUUGUCUUUUCCAUGUUUGCGGACCCUACAUAUAGAAGAUGGAAAUUUUGAUGCUUUGUCUGAAUCUUUGGUCCAACUCAAACACUUGAGGUAUUUGUCCAUAAAACGCACUGACACAUGUAGGCUGCCAAAAAGAAUUGCCAUGAUGAAAUUCCUGCAGUGCAUUAAUAUUUCUUACUGUAAAAGUUUGGUGAAGCUUCCACGUGAUAUUGGAGAGUUACGGCAGCUGAGGUAUUUAUGCCUUGUUAGCUCAGGAAUAAAUAGUAUACCCAAGACUUUCGGUGGUCUAACCAAUUUGAGGAUAUUGAAUGGAUUUCCAGUCCACAUGGAAGGUGAUUGGUGUAGUUUGGAAGAAUUAGGACCUCUUCACCAGCUUACAUUCCUUCAUAUACAUGGUCUGGAGAAUGUAUCUUCUUCCUCAUUUGCUAUAAAGGCCAGGCUUCGUGAAAAGGUGCGCCUUAGCUAUCUGGUCUUAAAGGGCACCAGUACACGUGGAGGUCCUCACAGGCUGGUAAAAGAGGUAGAGCAGCAACAAAUCGAGAAGGUGUUUGAUGAGCUCUGCCCUCCACCCUGCUUAGAAACUCUGUGUAUUGAAGAGUACUUUAGCCAACAACUUCCAAAGUGGAUGAUGCCUACAGAAAUUUCGUCCCUUGGAAGCUUGAGGAAUCUAUGGAUGGAAGACUUGCCUUAUUGCACGGAGCUACCUGAUGGCUUGUGGCAGCUCCCCAGCUUGGAGUUCCUAUAGAUUAAAAGCGCCCCAGGCAUCAAGCGUAUUGGGCCACACCAUCAUGAGCACCCAAGCCCUAUGGAAAACGUUGGUUCUGAUUUGGAAAUUGAGGUGGUUCGGUGUACUGGCCUCAAGAGGAUCAGCAAUCUGCCAAAUUUGCAGAACCUUAUAUGCCCAGAGUUGAUGGUACUAGAGGGUUUGCCUGCACUUCAGAGACUCGUGCUGGCGGAUUUCUCUCGCUGCUCGCUUCCAUAGCUAAAGGGAAAUCUGGCCCCGAGUGGGACAAGUUCAGCCAUAUCAAGCAUGUGAAGGCAUAUGCACAUGAUAACGACAACAACAUUAAAAGGAAGUGGUACGUCAAGUACACGAGAGAUCAUUUCAGCUUUAAGACAAACAUCAGCGUCUCUGCUGACGCCUCAGGGGAUGAAACGGAGGAAGCGUUGUUGGACGAAGUGGAGGAAACUUCAAGGAAUGAAAUCGAAGAAGAACUUGUCAAUGUGGAACAACUGAGGGAGUAAUAGAGUGGAGUGUCCGUCUGUGACCUAUAUGGACAGAAGGAUCCUUGGAGUGGCCAUCACCUUGACUGAAGAAGUAUCAAUGCAGAAUUUGUGUUGCGAUUUUGUUCACUUCUGUUAGACUACAUUUCAUUUUGAGGCGGUCAGAUAUUCGACAUUGCAAAUAAAAAGAGACUGGAAUGUCAUGUGAACUUGUUCCUUAAUUUUUCUUCAAUGAUUUGUGUGCACGUUACUGUUCAAUUCUGAUGCAGUUUACCAGUUGUGAACUGAGAGGCCUAUAUGUAUGUAAGUUGACUAGUAACAGAACAAACUAAUGUUGCAGUACAGCUUCAUUAAGACGCUUGCUGAU
This is a messenger RNA of Sorghum bicolor (sorghum), 2056 nucleotides long. RefSeq names its product putative disease resistance RPP13-like protein 1. The record is from RefSeq and is a predicted model, not a curated record. The transcript has 3 exons. Bases 131 to 1210 code for a protein of 359 amino acids. NCBI's taxonomy places the organism in Eukaryota, Viridiplantae, Streptophyta, Magnoliopsida, Poales, Poaceae.